CUCACGGUCAUGUGGGUUACGAAAAGCUUUGGUUGUAUGAUCACAGGUGGUUGCUUGUCAGAGCUGAGGACGUGAUAUAGCAGGUUAAAAGUACAUGGGAAGGAUUGUAACGAAAAAGAAAGAUAAAUAGGAGAACGUAAUAUUUUAUUACCAAAACUGAAUGGUGAAAGGGAAGAGAAUGUUCUAGAACAGGUUCGGUUGUCUGGUAGAUAUUUGGUCUUUUACCGGUUAAAGGGACAAACUCUCCUUGAGCUAAAUUCCUAAAUUCGCAGUCCCUAUUUCAAAUCAACACUUGCGAUCUCUGAUCUGAAGUACAAGGAAUGAAGAACCUUCCGUAUUUCUGCAGAGGUGAGGUGAUUCGAGGGUUUGGCAGAGGGAGCAAGGAACUUGGGAUCCCGACAGCUAAUUUUCCCGACAGUGUGGUUGAUAACUUGCCAGCUGAUAUCUGUACUGGCAUUUAUUAUGGCUGGGCCUGUGUCGGGAAUGGAGAUGUGCACAAAAUGGUCAUGAGCAUCGGCUGGAACCCCUACUACAAGAACACCAAGAAAUCAAUGGAAGCGCAUAUUAUCCACACCUACAAAGAAGAUUUUUAUGGAGAAAUGCUCAGCAUAGUCAUUGUUGGCUACAUUCGUCCGGAAAAAAGUUUUGAUUCUUUAGAUGCUCUCAUAGCAGCAAUUCACAGUGACAUUGAAGAGGCACAGAAGAGGCUAGAUUUACCUGAUUGCAGAAAGUUAAGAGAAGACAACUUCUUCAGGACAUCAGCAAACCAAAUAAUGAAUGGCCAUUGACUACAGCGAUCCUUUCAAUGCAUGUUAUGCUUCCUGUUCACCAGUACAGCUGCAUUGAUUUUUAUAUUGUCUGUUAUAUUGUGUUCUAAUAAGUGUGAUCAUGUUAAAAAGCAAAGAAAGUAACUUAAUAUGCAUUCAGAAGUCGAACACAUUUUAAAAGGGUUUAUUUCUUUGCAGACCAGCACAGGGACUCCAUUAAACUGUCAUGUCUUGUGGAACUUUCAGCCACUUCGUGGCAUUUGAAGUUUUGACUAAUUAUAACAUUGAUUGGCUUAUUUAUGAGGAUCCUGAUCAAUGUGAAUUAAAGAUUGCUGCAUGACAAGCUUAAAUUCUUCUCACUAAAAUUAAUUUCUAUAAUAAAGCUGCUAUAAUAGUAGAAAAUGCUAGCCAAGGCACUAAGUAAAUUAUGCUUAUCAUAUAUAUAUAUAUUAAGAUGCAUUGAAAACUCAAAUGAUAUUGCUUUCAGCUCCUUGUCUGUCUAAAUUGUAACCUCUGAUUGUCUAACACUUAUGCACAGUUUUGUGUAUGUAAAAUAUAUUUGUAUUUUGGCCUACUUUAAAAUUUUAAUAAUCUGCAGUGGUAAUUGUAUUUUAUGUAUAGUUAAAGACAUUACAACUGUAAUGCGAGUGCAUCUUCCCACUACUUUUACAUCAUUGUUAUGGCAGAGUCACAAGGCUAUAACAUGGCAGAAUAUGGUAUCUCUGUUUAUAUUCAUAAUACAGUUGUAUGUUUGGCUGUGUAUGCAUGUGUAGAUGUAUUUUUUUUUAUUUUCUGCACUAAACAUUUUUAAAUUACUUAUAAACCUGUUUAUAACCAUACUCAUACUGUAUUUUGACCGUAUUGUGAAAUAUCAGCGAACAAGUUCAGAUUUAAUGUCUUACUGUACCAUGUAAAACGCAAAAAUGCUAUUUGCCAUAUUCAGAAUUGUGGCAUUAUCUUGAAAAUUUUACCAUUAAUUACCUUGUACUCGAUUACGAAGCUCCUGUGAAUCAAAUGAUGAAAAUCACUGAGCAUCUGCAGUGAGCCUCUUCUUCUUUUUUUAAAAUUCCAAAUUCCUUAAUUUCCUUAUUACAGAGACAUUUGGCUGUCCUGUAUUUUAAAUUUUUGGUUUUCACAUUUUUAAUAUGUUCUUUUAAAUUUUAAAUGGGGAUGAGAUUCUAGAAGUAUAAUGAAAUGUUUGGUGUGUUAUAUGAAAAUUAAGCCAAUGGUUCAAUCAUUGAGUUUUAUUCUGUUUGAAAAUGAAGAAUUGGUAGCACUUGAAAAUACUGUUAUAAUGCAAACACAAUUUCUCAUUUUGUGAAUCACAUUAGAACCUGUGUAUUGUAUUGUAUCCUGUAAUGUUCAUUCUAUUAACCUGUAUGCUGUGUUACGUUCUACAUGAGUUUUGUUUCCAGAAAAGUGAUUCAGUAGUUAAGUAGUCAAAUAUGAAUACAAAGUAAAGGUCAUUUUAAAGUUUGCUUUGUAACAAAGCACAUCUCUUGUAGUUAUGACACUGAAAGAAUACUGCAUAUAGAAUUUAUUCAGUAAAAGUAAGGGACUAUUUGUAUAUUGUGACAUUGUUUUGCAAGAUCCUUUUAACCAGCACAACUUGGGUUUUAGUAAUAUAUUUGUUAAUGUUUUGUGCUCUUGAAUUGAAAAUGUUUACUCAUCUGCUAAGAACAUUUGUCUUUUCACUUGUAAGGACUGGACAAGUAUAGACAGACUUGUUAGUAGAAUUGUGUUUAACUGAAAAAUGCAACCACCUUGUUUAACAAAGAUGUCAUGGUAAUAGUGUUUUAUGAUAACUGGCUUUCCCUAAUUUUAUUUUGUUUCUACUAAUCAGUGUUUUUUUCACAACUGAAACUAGAGAAAUGUUCCAAUAAAAGGCACAUAGAGUCUGACAGUUUAUAUAGGUUUCCAUGUCUGUUUGUUUUAAAGAUGUUUCUAAAAGGAAUAUCCCCCAUCAUUUUGAUUAGGAGCUAGUUUUCACAAUUUCCUGUGUAUAAUUUCUCUAUGAAAAUAGUAAUUUGUGUUUCUGUUGGUGGGGGAAAUAAAACAUUCUGAUAUGUAAUCUUCUUCACAACAUAAGGAUUUGAUGGAUAUGUGGAAUACAAGUUAUAAUGUUACAGACCAAUUGAGUGAAAUGGAAAUCUAGCAUACUCUGCACAUUUGAACUAAGCAGAAGUACAUAUUACUUGUAAUUGAUCCAUCAGUCUUUUUCAGGGACCAGCCUCCUUAAAAUCGAAGUUCAUUCGAUUUACUGAUCAUUUUUACUCCAGAGCUGUUUUUUUUUAUUUUCCUGAAUUGUUGCGGUAAUAUCCUGGAAAACAUUGUCAACUAUUAAAGAUGAUGAAUGUUAAAAAUGCAA
Molecule: messenger RNA, 3135 nt
Organism: Lepisosteus oculatus (spotted gar)
Lineage: Eukaryota; Metazoa; Chordata; Actinopteri; Semionotiformes; Lepisosteidae
Gene: rfk
Product: riboflavin kinase
Biological process (GO): FMN biosynthetic process; riboflavin biosynthetic process
Cellular component (GO): mitochondrion
Molecular function (GO): riboflavin kinase activity
Source: RefSeq, a predicted model, not a curated record